Molecule: messenger RNA, 4230 nt
Organism: Porites evermanni
Lineage: Eukaryota; Metazoa; Cnidaria; Anthozoa; Scleractinia; Poritidae
Source: the annotation of a GenBank genome assembly
GGAAGAAGAUUUACAUGAGAAUGAGCUAGCCAGUCAUUUUUGAUUAAUCAAGUGAAUACUGUAAAGAUCUCUUAUUUUUCCGAGGUUUUCUGCCGCAACCAUGGAGUCUUAAAUGAUCUCUGGAAAGAUGUUUUUUUGCUCAUCAUUUUUUCUCAAAUUUAUCAGCCUAAUUCUGCUACAUGCAACCGCUGAAAGCGAGGUAAGUUUCUUUAUUGGUUUUAAAUGGCGAAAUGAAGAAUUUUUUUUAACCCCGGUCAGUUACAAAUCCCAGGUUGCUGAGAGAUUUAGUAGAGACUACAAGGCCGCAAAGACCACCUUUCAGUAGUAUUGCCCUGAAAGAACGCCCUGAAAAAAGGGUUAAAAUUCGACAAUUUAUAUUGGUAACUUUGAAAAAACAAUGCUCUACGAAUCUUUGUUCGUUUAAAGGAUUCAAAAUUUCCUGUGUAUUUAAGAAAGUGGGGAGGCGAAUGCAAAUUGUUCACGGAAUCUUAACAGUGGCCGAAAAUUUGUGGGAAAGUCACGACUAUAAUAAUACCUCAAAUUUGCAAGCUAUCGUCUUCUUUAAUUAAAAGAGUUUUUUUUAAUCCGACUCAAACUGAAUAGAUAUGAUAUUCAUUUAUAUUUAGUCUAGAAUUACAGCACAUUAUGCUAUGAAUAAUAAAAAAUAUUUUGCAUCGUGCUUUGUUUAAAAUAGGCUUGUUUCUCACGAUGGUUUCUUUGCUGUUACUGAUCGCGACGUUUGUCAGAGUUAAGUCAAAUUACGAAAAACAAUAGGAAAUUAUGUUAAUAAUAUUCUAAUUUACCGGAAAACUUUAGUCCUCGACGGUUUCUUUGAUUCAUGACUAAACAGAAUGUCGCUUACAUUUAUCCUUUAGCUCUCAGUUGCUUAGAUUCACAAGCGUAACGCGGAAAAUAGGAAUUCUGUGGUCACUAAAAACCAUCAUAAACGAAAUCCUCUCCCAUGACUCAUUUAUCUAACAGAAUAUUGUUGAUUCGUUAUCUUUGUCCUCUCCACGCAGGUGCAGCUUAUUCCAAAUGACUCUUUCUGUAUCCCUGUACAUCAGCCAGAACAAUUUGGUAGAGAGGUAAUAUAUAUUUUUAAAACUUCUUAUCACAAUCAAUUUCAAUUUUGAUCUUGGCGUCAGUUAAGAAUAAUACUUAGUACUCCAGGUUUGCCAUUCAAAUGUUCAUGAUAAAUGUGCUUUCUAAAAAAUCUCUCUCUAUAAAUUCUGCAUACCAUAAAAUUCCGAAAGUAAGCUCCGGGGCUUAUAUUUUUCAAAAGCCCUCUUUGAGGAGCUUAUUUUUGGAGGGGCUUAUCUACGUAGGGAAAUUUGCGUUUCAUAAUCGAUUUGGCUAGCCUUAUAGUUGGAAGUAAAUUUGCCGUUUUUGCUUUGUUUUACUUUGUAUUUGAGGGCAAUUUUCCAAGUACAAGCCCCCCCCGUGGGCUUAUAUUUGGAGGGGCGAUUUAACAGAGGGUUUUUUGCGUUACCGGUUUGGGGGGGCUUAUAAUUGGAGGGGCGUAUACAUGGAGGGGCUUAUUUCGGGAAUUUUACGGUAUUGUGGGGGUGUUCGAGCAACUCGCUCGCAAUGCGAUGAGGUACCAGGAAAAUGAUAUUAUUCCUUGGUCUUUAUUCUUUUUUGACAUCUGCUAACAAACUUAAUCUUAAUCUUUUCGUACUUUUCUUCUCUACUCAAUCCUGUACUAACUAGUUCAAGUAUGGUAACGGUUUUUACGGCCAAGGCGACCACCAAUGAAAAACUAACAUCUGUCAAUGGCAAGCGAACAAUAUUCCUAAAAUGGAAUUAAGUAAAUUCUCGAGUUAGGCAAAGAAUCAACAAGUAAAAACACAAGAUGAAAACAGAAAAACACCUAUGUGGAAAAAUCAAGACUAACCUUGACCCACUUAAUAAAACAGAAACGGAACUUAAAAGAAAAUACAAAUCUUGAAAAUUACUAUCAAAAUACUUUACAUCAAUAUGUAUAAAGUAAAGCAUAUACCAUGUAUACACGAUUCGGUCAAUAAACCUAACCUCGUCCCAAAGAGGAUUUUUCCCAGGGUAAUUUCAAUACCCACAAAGGGCUGAAGUCUGAUUUGUAAUCGUUAGUAAGCUUGAGGCAGGCUAUAACUUAAAGGAGUGCUUUGAAAUCACCUCGGCAGUAACUGAAAGGGCCUUUAAUACACGGCUUCGUCCGUUCGCUAGGUCCGACGAUUAUGCAAUGCUGAUGAGCCCUAAUAAGGGCAAAGCAUCUGUCCAUGGCUGCCACUGCCCGAAUGAUGUGGCUUUGAGCAUGCCUGAGGUAAUGGCCAGGCUGUGGGUUGGUGUAGGUGUGUCACUUGCUCUAGACUACGACAGGAGCCGAUUACGGCUCCUGACUACGAGUAGUCCCCAGUUUUCCUCAGGGAUAGUAGAGCGAGCGAAACGCGAACGCACGUGAAAAUAACCCCACGCGAGAAAGGCGACACGAGGCGGGGAGAGAGGAAAAUGAAUGAAAAUGAAAACCGUUUUUCCCUUCCGCGUCUCACCUUUCUCGCGUGGAGUAAUUUUCACGCGCGCUCGCGUUUCGCUCGCCCUACUAUCCAUGAGGAAAUAUGGGGACUACUCGUAGUCUACACUUGCUCUUAUUAAGUUUUUCUUAUAACGAAAAAGCAAAGUAACGAAUUCAGAAAAGGUUUAAGAACAUAAAUAAUUUAAUCGCAUUUAUGUCUCACCGAUUUCACCUCUAACAGCCCUCGAUGCGGGAAACCAUCCGGAAACUUUUCACACGGCUUAUGUUGGUCAGCGGUCUCCUCCUAUUUCUGCUCUUCCUUGUAGUCAGCCAUGUUCAAGCUCCGAAUUAAGAANCAUAAAUAAUUUAAUCGCAUUUAUGUCUCACCGAUUUCACCUCUAACAGCCCUCGAUGCGGGAAACCAUCCGGAAACUUUUCACACGGCUUAUGUUGGUCAGCGGUCUCCUCCUAUUUCUGCUCUUCCUUGUAGUCAGCCAUGUUCAAGCUCCGAAUUAAGAAAGUUGUGUUAGAAGUAUUGGCCCAAUAUUGGCCCAUAGACUCUUGAACCAUCCCUGAGGGCAUGGGACGAGCAAUAUCAUUGAAAGAAACAUACCUUUCACAAUCUUAAUUCAGUCGGGCAUAGGGUAGCGGCGCUGAUUUUUCUUCAUUUUUCAUACAACAGUAGUGUUCAAAUGUUGUUCUCAUUACGACUUUGUUUCAGGCGCAAAGUUAGGCAUAUGUAGUAGAAACACAAAUUUGCCUGUGGGGUACAAAUUUACUUUGGCUUUCAAUGUAUCUACCUUCACCGUUAAUUGAUUAAUUCAACAACUUAUUUCUAUCAAAGGGGUUUAUAAAAAAAGUGCCCUUGUUUCAUAGUUUUCAUAGGAAAUGUUAUUUGAGGGCAUGCUUUUCGGGAGUUGGCCGCUAAUUCAGUCAGUUACAAUAUUAGACCUGAUUAUUGUAACUUGUAAGAUUCUGAUUUCACUUGCAGGGACUCCUCAGGGUAUUCCACAUGACUCCUCUAUGGCUUGAGACGAAUGCAUCUCAUAUUGACUGCCAGCAUACCGCAUCCGCUGCUCAACUGACUUUCAACGCAGGCUCAGUAAUGCAUGUUGUUCUACUUAAAGUUCCUCUUGUCGCUGCUGGUGUAUUGCACGAUUCGACUCUGCUAACUGUGCAAAUAACCGUUGCUCAUGACGUCACUAUCGGAAACACAUUUGACAGUGAUAUUAGAUACGGCAUUUCUGAUGGAAGUCGAUUUGUUGGGUUUGAAGUCUGCGACAAAGGAGAUUACGCAGACAAUGCGCCUUGUUAUGGGGUGGAGGGUGUCCCAGGGGUUUCCCUGUCAUCUAUCCAACAUAUUGAUCAUAAAUCGUUUAAGACUAGUGAUUCUCAUUACCCGGGUUUGUUUGAUUUUACUCUGCAUCUAAAUGAACGAUGGGGCUCAUGCUACACUGCUCAUGAUGGAGGCUAUACCAAAACCACACAGUACAACAACCGACUUAAGUUUAGCCAGGGGCUUUCCUUGGAGGUGUACAAAAGUGACAGUGGCGAAAGGGUGGGGGUGAAGUACAUCAAAGUAGUUGUUGUAGAAACCUCUAAGACAGGUUGAUUUGACCUUGAUGUUUAUUAUUACGCUCCUGUAAUAGCCUUUGUCAGUUUCAGCUCCCGAGAAAGAGUUUGUAUGAAAGUAUCAUUGACGCUGCUAUUCUUGCAGGGACUUGGUCAAGUUAAAUCUGACG